Molecule: messenger RNA, 669 nt
Organism: Pelecanus crispus (Dalmatian pelican)
Lineage: Eukaryota; Metazoa; Chordata; Aves; Pelecaniformes; Pelecanidae
Gene: POLR3G
Product: RNA polymerase III subunit G
Biological process (GO): transcription by RNA polymerase III
Cellular component (GO): RNA polymerase III complex
Source: RefSeq, a predicted model, not a curated record
AUGGCUGGGUCAGGUAGAGGAAGAGGACGUGCUGCAUUUACCUUCAACAUUGAGGCUAUUGGCUUUGCUAAAGGUGCAGCUCUACCUGAUGUCAUGUGUACACCUCCACCUCCAUUUCCUAGUACAGACAAUAAGCCAGUGCCUCUGAAAACAGGAGAAGAUGAAGAUUACAUGUUGGCCUUAAAACAAGAUCUUAGAGGAACUAUGAAAAAAAUGCCGUAUUUUUUGGCAGUAGAAGAAGAUCGUGAAGCAAUUGAGAGGUACAGUAGAAAGUACCACGACAGUGAAAAGGAGCAUGCAAUGUGGACCCCAGAUUGGAGAAGACUCCCGAGAGAGAUGAAGCCAAAGAAAAAGACCAAAAAAGCAGGUGCAAAACCAAAAAAGACAAAAAGCUCUGAGCCUCAAAGUAAUCUGGAUGUGUUGAAAAAAAUUGAGGAGAUUGCCUUCUGACAGGAGUUGGAAAAGAAGGAUGAUGAAGAAGAAAAAUCUGAAGAUGAGAAAGACAAAACAAAAGACAAAGAAGGUGAGGAUGACGAAGAAGCAGAAGAGCCAGAGGAAUAUGAUGAAGAGGAGCAUGAAGAGGAAAAUGACUACAUUUCUUCGUAUUUUGAAGAUGGCGAUGACUUUGGUGCUGGCAGUGAUGACAAUAUGGAUGAAGCAACAUACUAG